Drosophila rhopaloa is the source of this 369-nucleotide messenger RNA. RefSeq names its product putative glycine-rich cell wall structural protein 1. Lineage: Eukaryota; Metazoa; Arthropoda; Insecta; Diptera; Drosophilidae. The coding region runs from base 1 to 369 and encodes 122 amino acids. The transcript has a single exon. The record is from RefSeq and is a predicted model, not a curated record.
AUGCGUACAUUUGUUUGCCUUGCCCUGGCGACCAUCCUUCUGGUCGCCGGCUCUUCAGCAGCUACAUUUGAUCCUGCGGCCCAGCUCCUGGCUGUGGAUGCAGGUGUCCAGGCUCCACAGGCCGCUCGGCCAGUUCGUCAAUUCGGCGGAGGAUUUGGAGGAAGGCCAGGAGGAGGCGGUUUCGGAGGAGGGCCAGGGCAGGCGGCUUUGGAGGAGGCGGCUUUGGAGGAGGCGGCUUUGGUUUUGGAGGUAAUAGAGGCGGUGGAUUUGGAGGGUCCAGGAGGCGGUUUUGGAGGUCCAGGAGGCGGUUUUGGAGGUCCUGGAGGCGGCUUUGGAGGAGGUCCUGGAGGCUUUGGCUUCGGACGCUAA